AUGAAGGCCCUCCAAGUCAAGGAACUCCAGCACCACUCCAAGCUCAAGGUCAUCCUCCAGUCCCAGGGCAAGUACCAAAACCAGCCUCCCUUGCCCUUCGUCCUCGGCGCCGAGUUUGCAGGCAAGAUUGCCUCCGACUCGCCCAUCCCCGACGGCUGCGACUUUAAGCGCGGCGACCGCGUCUUCGGCUACGCCCAGGGCGCGUACAGCGAGCGUCUGGCGCUGAACCCGGUCACGCUCCUGCCCGUCCCCGCCAACAUCAGCUUGGAGCAGGCCGCAGGCCUGUUCCUGACCUAUCCCACGUCGUACGAGGCGCUGGUGGGCCGCGCGCAGGCCAAGGCGGGCGAGACUGUGCUGGUUUUAGCGGGCGCUGGAGGAGUGGGGCUCGCCGCGGUCCAGAUCGCCAAGUAUCUCGGUUGCAAGGUCAUUGCUGCUGUCGGGAGCGAGGCCAAGUUCGCCGUGUGCAAGAAUGCCGGCGCAGACCACGUUAUCAACUAUUCCGAGGCCGGGUGGCAGAACAAGGUCAAGGAGCUCACGGACGGGGACGGCGUCGACGUCGUGUACGACCCGGUGGGCAUGAUUGUGCCCAGCCUCAAGUGCGUGAAUUGGAAUGCGCGCCUCGUCGUUGUCGGGUUCGCGGCGGGCACGAUUGAGAAGAUCCCCGCCAACCUGAUCUUGCUCAAGAAUGUUAGCGUCGUCGGGCUCUUUUGGGGCGCAACCAGCUAUAAGGACCCGGCACGCUUCCAGACUGUCAUCAAGGAGGUGCUCACCCUCAUUGCCAAGGGGAAGCUGAACCCGACAGUGUAUGAGAAGGUGUACGAGGGCAUUGGGGGCGUGGUUGAGGGUCUCAGUGACAUUGAGGGGAGGAAGACGUGGGGCAAGGCUGUCGUGCGCAUCAGGAGGGAGGACAAGGGCAAGCUUUAA
This is a messenger RNA of Trichosporon asahii var. asahii CBS 2479, 924 nucleotides long. RefSeq lists its product as uncharacterized. The transcript is spliced from 2 exons. The record is from RefSeq and is a predicted model, not a curated record. Gene Ontology annotation, cellular component: mitochondrion. Bases 1 to 924 code for a protein of 307 amino acids. Gene Ontology annotation, molecular function: zinc ion binding; oxidoreductase activity. Lineage: Eukaryota; Fungi; Basidiomycota; Tremellomycetes; Trichosporonales; Trichosporonaceae.